UGUCCGCUGAGCUGGCAGAAUAAGUGGGAGGGACCAGAGGAGCCCAUGCAGUACCUGAGGGCUGUGGUGGCACGCGCUCUUGCUAUACAGGUGUGUGGUCUGCAGUUGGAGGGCUGUAGUUUUGAUGGGGCUCGUCUGUCUGAGAACCGCCAUGACUCCCCCAGUGUGUCAGCUGUACCUGCCUGCUACAUGGCCUGGAUAGUACAGUGUCCCAGUGGCAGCUACGGUCCUGAGGAGGUCAUCUCUCUGCCUGUGUACACCAGCUCUGAGCGGGUCAGCGUGGUGACUCACGUCACGCUGCCUUGUGGAGGAAACCCUGACCAGUGGAUUCAGAAUGGAGCUGCCCUCUCUCUCAAACAGCAGUGAGACAGCCGGGCCAGGGAGCUAGAAGAGGGAGGGUUGGUGUUGGACUGAAGAGCACAGAGGGGAGACAUGUUUCUCACGAAGGUUAUCGGGCUUCACUACAGGUGUUUGUUGUUAUUUUAAAGCGACGAUAGUCUGCAAUGAAAUGUGUAAUGGCACAUACUGGUUCUUGACUAUGUUUGAAAAGCAUAGAUUAUUUUAAUGUCACGUUGCGUUUUGAAUGUUGAUGGUUAAUGUUUACUCUUUUAGUAUCAUCAUAGUCUGUUUGAAUGUAUUAUUACAAUAAUAAAGCUUUAUUUACUCUACA
Salvelinus sp. IW2-2015 is the source of this 670-nucleotide messenger RNA. RefSeq names its product cytoplasmic dynein 2 heavy chain 1. NCBI's taxonomy places the organism in Eukaryota, Metazoa, Chordata, Actinopteri, Salmoniformes, Salmonidae. The record is from RefSeq and is a predicted model, not a curated record.